AUGCUGGAUUUGGAGCCUGUUGGCAGCAGCAUUGGGAUGGCUGUGGUCCAGCCACAGCCAGGAUCUUGCUGCCCUUCACUGCGGUCCUGGCACAGCAGGGAUCCCUCACCCUCUGCCCUCUCCACAGGUGGAAUCUGCUGGCUGCAACAGGGGAAGGAGGCCAAGUGUACCAUGAUCCUGAAGACAGGCGUGACGUGGGAGGAAUGCUGUGCCAACGGCAACGUGGAUGUGGCCUGGUCUAACUACACCUACCCAGGCAACAAGAUCAGCCUGCUGGGCUUCCUGGGGCUGGUGACCUGCCACCCCUGCAAAGAGAGCUGCGAGGGGGUGGUGUGUGGCCCCGACAAGGUGUGCAAGAUGAAACACGGCCGUCCCCAGUGUGCCUGUGCCCCCGACUGCUCCAGCCUGCCCCGCAAGCUGCAGGUCUGUGGCUCCGAUGGCUACACCUACCGGGACGAGUGUGACCUGCUGACGGCCAAGUGCAGAGACCACCCCGACCUCGAAGUGAUGUACCAGGGCAAAUGCAAAAAGUCCUGCUCCAGCGUGGUGUGCCCUGGCACCCACACCUGUGUGGUGGACCAGACAGGCAGCGCCCACUGCGUGAUGUGCCGGACGGCCCCCUGCCCUGAGCCCACCAGCCUGGACCACGCUCUCUGUGGCAACAACAACGUCACCUACCCCUCGGCGUGCCACCUGCGCCCGGAAAGGUCACUGUCCGGGAAAGGUGUCAGCAGCCAAGAAACCGGCUUGGAAUGGAAAGCGUGA
This is a messenger RNA of Cyanistes caeruleus (blue tit), 765 nucleotides long. Lineage: Eukaryota; Metazoa; Chordata; Aves; Passeriformes; Paridae. The record is from RefSeq and is a predicted model, not a curated record.